AUGGGCAUUAACAUGGCCGAAAGCAAGCCAGCAAAGCCGACGCUGCUCACCCUUCCACAGGAAAUGCGCGACAACAUCUACUACUUUACCUUCCACGAUGUCAAAGUCGACCUCAAGCGCUCAAAUCUGGUCACGAGCAAUGCCGGACUGGUCGCAACAUGUCACCAUGUCCGAAACGAAGCGCUCGCCGUCUACUACAAGGAGAGCAUCUUGAUCGUACGCGAAGCUCUUCCUUCUCAACUAUUCAGGAUCAUGCGCCAAUCACCCGCACUCCUCAUCCCAAUUAUCGCAACCCUGCGCAUUUCGCCCGCCGUACUCGGGUCCACCGAAGUUUUUACUGGGAAGCUUUGGAUUCCCGGCGAUCAAAUGACUACGGAAAAGCUGCUUGAUGUGAAUCGAAAGUCGAUCAAGGACCAGCGGCAGUUCUGGCGAGGUUUCCUCGAGUCUCACGACAUCAAACUCCAGAAGAGCGCGCUGCAGGGUCGAGUGGUGGUGAGAGAUGGUGUUGUCAACAUGGAAGUUUGGACUGCGGAGCCGAAUAGUGUGGUUACACCCAUGUGGCGAGGUGCACAAGUGGUUGGCAUUAUGGACGCAGUAUUCAUCACAGGAUGGACAAGCGGGAACUUAGGUCUGUUAUAG
Fulvia fulva is the source of this 639-nucleotide messenger RNA. RefSeq lists its product as uncharacterized. Lineage: Eukaryota; Fungi; Ascomycota; Dothideomycetes; Mycosphaerellales; Mycosphaerellaceae. The record is from RefSeq and is a predicted model, not a curated record. Bases 1 to 639 code for a protein of 212 amino acids. The transcript has a single exon.